AUGGCCGCCAACAUAUCACUUCAAUCUUCCUCCAUUCGAGAUGUCACCAAGAUGGAACGAAUUGGUGCACACUCACACAUCCAUGGACUAGGUCUCGACUCGAAUCUCGAACCUCGAGCCAACUCACAGGGAAUGAUAGGUCAAGGAAAAGCGCGAAAGGCUGCUGGAGUUAUAUUGAAGAUGGUACAAGAAGGUAGAAUAGCAGGUAGAGCGAUAUUGAUGGCCGGUCCUCCGAGUACCGGUAAAACAGCUUUGGCAAUGGGUAUGGCUCAGAAUCUAGGUUCAGACGUUCCUUUCGUCAUGUUGACUGCGUCCGAGGUGUUCUCACUGGAGAUGUCGAAAACCGAGUCUCUCACUCAAGCAUUUAGACGAUCCAUCGGUGUAAGGAUAAAGGAAGAAACAGAGUUGAUACAGGGUGAAGUGGUUGAGAUUCAAGUCGACAGGAGUAUCACUGGGGCAACCAAAACCGGACGAUUGACCCUCAAAACGACUGAUAUGGAGACAGUCUAUGAUUUGGGAACUAAGAUGAUCGAUCAAUUACAGAAGGAAAAAGUUUUAGCUGGAGAUGUGAUCAGUAUAGACAAAGCUUCGGGAAGGAUCUCGAAAUUGGGUAGAAGUUUCGGAAGGGCAAAGGAUUAUGAUGCCAUGGGAGCUGAUACCCGCUUCGUAGCAUGUCCAGAUGGAGAACUGCAAACGCGAAAAGAAGUCGUUCACACCGUUUCUCUACACGAAAUCGACGUGAUCAACUCUCGUACACAAGGUUUCUUAGCUUUGUUCGCUGGUGAUACUGGAGAGAUCAAACCUGAACUGAGAGAUCAGAUCAAUGGGAAAGUAGCGGAGUGGAGGGAAGAAGGUAAAGCUGAGAUCGUGCCAGGUGUCCUGUUCAUAGAUGAAGUUCACAUGUUAGAUAUAGAAUGUUUCUCUUUCCUCAACAGAGCUCUCGAAAAUGAAUUAGCACCUUUAGUAGUGAUGGCUUCGAACCGAGGUAUAACUAGAAUUAGGGGAACAAAGUAUAAAUCACCACAUGGUAUACCUGCAGAUCUAUUGGAUAGGAUGUUGAUUAUAAGCACAAAAAAAUAUGAGGAGGAUGAGAUAAGGGAGAUUGUCAAGAUCAGAGCCGAAGAAGAAGAUGUCAAACUUUCAACCGAAUCAAUCGAUCUCCUAUCAACUAUGGGAAUCCAGACAUCCCUUCGAUACGCUUUAAAUCUCAUUGCCCCAUCCAACUUGAUUGCUCAACGUAGAAAAUCAAAUACGGUAGAUAUCCAAGAUGUCAGAUUGGCGUACAAGUAUUUCUGCGAUGUCGAGAGAUCUGCUCAGUAUGCCAAGGAAACUAGUGGAAUGAUGUUUGGAGAGACUGAAGAGGAGAUUGGAGCGAAUGGAAAUGGAAUGCAGAUCGAUGGGCAGUAG
Kwoniella botswanensis is the source of this 1407-nucleotide messenger RNA. Its product is annotated as RuvB-like helicase 2. Gene Ontology annotation, biological process: regulation of transcription by RNA polymerase II; chromatin remodeling; box C/D snoRNP assembly. The transcript has 9 exons. The record is from RefSeq and is a predicted model, not a curated record. The coding region runs from base 1 to 1407 and encodes 468 amino acids. Gene Ontology annotation, molecular function: ATP hydrolysis activity; DNA helicase activity; ATP binding. Lineage: Eukaryota; Fungi; Basidiomycota; Tremellomycetes; Tremellales; Cryptococcaceae. Gene Ontology annotation, cellular component: NuA4 histone acetyltransferase complex; Ino80 complex; R2TP complex.